Messenger RNA from Rotaria sp. Silwood1, 2849 nucleotides. Lineage: Eukaryota; Metazoa; Rotifera; Eurotatoria; Philodinida; Philodinidae. The record is from the annotation of a GenBank genome assembly.
AUGUCGAUUGCCGAACAACCUUGUUAUACAUUAAUAAAUACCAGUCAAGAUCUGGAACCACCAAGUGAAAUGCAGUUACGUGAAGAUCUUGAAAAAGGCAAUGAUAAGGCAAAAGCUGAUGCAUUAAGAAAAUUAAUUGUUAUGAUGCUUAAUGGUGAAAAAUUUCCAUCAUUAUUAAUGAUUAUAAUUCGUUAUGUUAUGCCAUCACAAAAUCAUACAAUAAAAAAAUUAUUACUCAUUUUUUGGGAAAUUGUACCAAAACAUACAGGCGACGGAAAACUUCUUCAAGAAAUGAUUCUUGUUUGCGAUGCUUAUCGAAAAGAUCUUCAACAUCCAAAUGAAUUUAUUCGUGGUUCAACACUUCGGUUUUUAUGUAAACUUAAAGAACCUGAAUUACUUGAACCAUUAAUGCCAUCAAUACGUGCUUGUAUUGAAUAUCGUCAUGCAUAUGUUCGUCGUAAUGCUGUUUUAGCUAUAUUUACAAUUUAUAAAAAUUUUGAUUUUCUUAUUCCUGAUGCACCUGAAUUAAUUGGUAAAUUUUUGGAUGUUGAACAAGAUAUGUCAUGUCGUCGUAAUGCAUUUAUGAUGCUUAUACAUGUUGAUCAAGAACGUGCAUUAAAUUAUUUAUCAAAUGUUAUUGAUCAAGUUAAUUCAUUUGGUGAUAUUUUACAAUUAGUUAUUGUUGAACUUAUUUAUAAAGUUUGUCAUAGUAAUCCAAGUGAACGUGCAAGAUUUAUUCGAUGUAUUUAUAAUUUAUUAAAUUCAUCAUCACAAGCUGUACGUUAUGAAGCAGCUGGAACAUUAAUUACAUUAUCUAGUGCACCAACUGCUGUUCGAGCAGCAAGUGCUUGUUAUAUUGAUUUGAUUAUCAAGGAAAGUGAUAAUAAUGUUAAAUUAAUUGUUCUUGAUCGUUUAAUUGCAUUAAAAGAUAUAGCUGCACAUGAACGUAUAUUACAAGAAUUAGUUAUGGAUAUUCUUCGUGUAUUAGCAUCACCAGAUAUUGAAGUACGAAAAAAAACUUUACAAUUAAGUUAUGAUUUAGUUACAUCAAAAACAAUAAAUGAAAUGGUUUUAGUUUUAAAAAAAGAAGUUUCAAAAACACAUAAUGAACAAGAUUCAGAAGAUGUUGAUAAAUAUAAACAAUUAUUAGUUCGAACAUUACAUCAAUGUACAAUGAAAUUUCCAGAUGUUGCAAAUACAAUCAUUCCAGUUCUUAUUGAAUUUCUUGCUGAUAAAAAUGAAUUAGCUGCACUUGAUGUACUUGUUUUUAUUCGUGAUGUUAUGCAAAAAUUAUCAAAUUUAAAAGAUCUUAUUGUUCAACGUUUACUUGAUAUAUGUGCACAAAUAAGAUCUGUUAAAGUUCUUCGUGCUACAUUAUGGUUAUUAGGCGAAUAUUGUUCAUCAAUUGAAGAUAUACAAAAUGUCAUGACAUUCAUACGACAAUCAUUAGGUGAUUUACCAAUUGUUGAUGAUGAAAUUCGUCGUGCUACAGGUGAAACAAAAGAUGAACAAGAUACAUCAAUGUCAGCACCAGUUCAACGUUUAGUUACAGCUGAUGGUACAUAUGCAACACAAAGUGCAUUUAUAUCAACAAAUCCAACUGACAAAAAAACUUUAAAUGGUCCAUCUAGUGAUCGUAAUCGACAACCAUCAUUACGAACAUUUUUAUUAGAUGGAGAUUUUUUUAUUGGUGCUGCUUUAUCAACAUCAUUAUGUAAAUUAGUUAUACGUUAUAUGAUUUUAGAAAAUGAUUCAACUAAACAAAAUCGUUUUUGUGCUGAAGCUAUGUUUAUAAUAGCAAGUAUAUUACAUUUAGGACGAACAAGUUUACCAUCAAAACCAAUGAAUGAAGAUGAUUUUGAUCGUAUGUUAAUGUGUGUUAGAUUAUUGAAUGAACGUUUACCAAUAACAUUUCAAGUACUUGGACAUGAUUGUCGAACAGCACUUGCAGAUAUGUUAACAAUUAAAGCUCAAGAACAAAAAGAAAUUGAAAAGAAAUUAUCAAAAGACAAAACAGCAACAGUUGAACCAGAUGAUCCAAUACGUUUUACACAAUUAUUAGCAUCAAAUGAAUUUGAUGAAAAAGAAGAUAUACUUGAUUUAACACUUAAACAAGCUAUUGGAACAAUUGGAAAAAAAGAUGAAAAUAUAUUUAGUUCAUCAAAACUUAGUAAAGUUACACAAUUAACAGGUUUUAGUGAUCCAGUUUAUGCUGAAGCUUAUGUUAAUGUUAAUCAAUAUGAUAUUGUUCUUGAUGUACUUAUUGUUAAUCAAACAUCAGAUACUUUACAAAAUCUCACACUUGAAUUAGCUACACUUGGUGAUUUAAAAUUAGUGGAAAAACCACAAUCAAUAACAAUGGCACCACAUGAUUUUACAAAUAUAAAAGCAAAUAUAAAAGUAACAUCUACAGAAAAUGGUAUUAUUUUUGGUAAUAUUGUUUAUGAUAUAACGGGUUCUCAAUCAGAUCGUAAUUGUGUUGUAUUAAAUGAUAUUCAUAUUGAUAUAAUGGAUUAUAUUGUACCAAGUUCAUGUACAGAUAAUGAAUUUCGUCAAAUGUGGAUUGAAUUCGAAUGGGAAAAUAAAAUUGUUGUUAAUACAACAAUACGUGAUCUUCAUCUUUAUUUAAUUUAUUUAUUAAAAUCAACAAAUAUGCGUUGUUUAACACCAGAAAAAGCUUUAUCGGGUGAUUGUGGAUUUAUGGCAGCAAAUCUUUAUGCUAAAUCAAUAUUUGGUGAAGAUGUUUUAGCCAAUGUUAGUAUUGAAAAAUCGGCUAUACAUGCUGAUGCACCUGUUACUGGACAUAUUCGUAUUCGAGCAAAAAGUCAAGGCAUGGCUUUAUCAAUGUA